Messenger RNA from Musa acuminata AAA Group (dessert banana), 3844 nucleotides. RefSeq names its product coilin-like. The transcript has 6 exons. The coding region runs from base 128 to 1306 and encodes 392 amino acids. Gene Ontology annotation, cellular component: Cajal body. Gene Ontology annotation, molecular function: U2 snRNA binding; U1 snRNA binding. Gene Ontology annotation, biological process: spliceosomal snRNP assembly. The record is from RefSeq and is a predicted model, not a curated record. Lineage: Eukaryota; Viridiplantae; Streptophyta; Magnoliopsida; Zingiberales; Musaceae.
ACGCUGACGCCGUCGGUCUCACGUUCCGGGAUAGGAAAAAGACGUGAACUCGGACAGGUGCGCUUCUCGCCCUUCCCGAGGAGGUGAAGGAAAUACCGCGAGCAACUCCAGCGCUUUGGCCUCCCUCAUGGCGGAGCCGAUGAGGGUUCGCGUGGAGUUCGAGGACCGCCGCCUGCUCACCAAGUCCCAGCGGAAGGACGGCCUCCGCCGCUGCUGGAUCCUCCUCGGCCCCCACCUGCCCACCGUCGCUGACCUCGCCGCCCACCUCGCCCGCACCUUUGCCCUCAACCGCUCCUGCCCGCGCGGCAUCCGCCUCUACAUGGAUGAAUUUGUCUUACCUCCAUUUGAAUCAACCAGUAUCUUCAGGGACAAGGAUAUCAUCAGGGUGAGCAAGAAGGCUGUUAAACAGAGGCAGCUUCUUGGGACAUGUAACAGUGCAUAUUGCAUGCAAGAUUCUGAGAAUGUUGUGGAAGAAAGCAUGCAUAUUGAUAAUAACCUUCUCGUUCAUCCAGAUCUCCCCGUGAACUCAUGGACUAAGAAAAGAAAAAAAAGAGGGGGUAGCUGUGAUUUUCAACAGAACACAACAAACAUCCAUGCAAUUUUGAGUGAAGAGACAAAUUUGAAAAAAAAGGAGCAUAUGAACAAGACUCAGAUGUUGAAGAGGAAGAAAUUAAAUCGAAGCAACACUGAAAAGCCUAUCAUAACUGCUGAGCCAGAUGAGAAUGUCCUAUUCGAAAAGAAUGAACACUUUGUUCAGAAGAGAAGCAGCUUAAGGAGAAUUUUAAAUAGGAAAGAUGGGACAUCUGAUGGAGAUGGCAGAUGUGAUUCACUCAUUUCAAACAGGCUUCAUCAGGCGCAUUCAAACUAUUGUAGAAAUCAGCCUGAAUCUCAUGCUAAUUGCAAGGCAGAACGGAGUGAAUACCCUUUGCUUGUGGAUGUCAGUUUGCUGAAAACAAUUUCUACAAGUGACAUGCAAGGUGAUGGAAGUAAGAUAGCAACAUUGGUAAACAACUGGGAAGUAGCAGUAUCAGUCGCAAGUGCUAAGGAGUCGAGUACUCAUGUCACAGAGCCCAUGCCAAAUUCUGACUGGGGGCAAAUGCAGCCGGGUUUGGGUGAGAGAAUGAAGACUCAGCUUCAAGAGAAUAGAUGGGAUUGCUGGAUAGCAAAUAAGAUUAGUGCAACUCCCUGGCCAUGGGCAGUGAGUGGGAGAGGUGCAGUAGCGACUGCUGAUGGAUCUUUUGGAGGAAAAUGGGGCAAUCAGGCUCCUGCCAAGUAUGUUACUAAUCUCAAAUCUUCCAAAUCUUAGUAUUUUAUGAUCUUUGUUGCCCAGAUCAAUUUCAUUUAUGUAUAUGUUUUAGUAGUAUGUCAAUACGUUAGGAAUCUGAGUUCUGGAAUUUGUUAGGGAUUACGCGAGUAGUUUAAGCUAAAUCUGGGCUCCUUUUGUUUAAAAAUAUCAUAUUUUCUGCAUGAGAGAUAAUGUUGAAAUGUGAUGUCUGUUUUCUUCUCAUUUUUGAACUGUUUGUUUUGAUAAGUUACUGUAGUAACUUCUGUUUAAUUUACGUUAAGUACCGAUUUGUUCUCUCGUAUUAACUGUAAUUAUAAUUGAAUAUCGCAUAAUCGAGGAUUUAUGUGCAGUAGCCUAAAUUUGAUCUAUCUAGAAGAAUGAAAUUGAUGUGGGAUCAAAAUCAAAUAAAUGGGAUUUUUUGUGAUAUAACAAAAUUUUCAUCAAAAUAAAAAAAAGGGAUAAAUCCACAGAUAGGCUGAGACCAUUAUGCUCAAUCCUUGAUAACCCAAAUCAUAAAGAAACAUAUAUUAAAGAUAAGGAUCCGCUCUCUACCAAUGAAAAGAAAGCUCACAACAGUACGCAAAACAUAUCCAUCCACAUAACAUCCUUUUGCAAUUUAAAAGAUGGCCUUACCAAUUACCAUAAUCAUAAGAUUUGGCCACCACACAGAGAGGCCUUUUCCUAUGCACUGCCAUUCCAAACGCCUCCUCCACAUCCAACUCCUCUCCCUUUCCCAGCCGCGCCUCCCCAUCGAAGCAGUACAACAGAUUGGCCAAGACCAGCUCCACCACCGCCAACCCGAAGUUGAUGCCCGGGCAGCUCCUCCGGCCGACAGGGGACGAACCCGAAGCACUCUCCCCAUCUGACGUCGCCGUCUCCGACAUCGCCACCGCUCGAGAACCUCUCCGGCCGAAACUCCUGCGGGUUGCUCCAGCUGGCGGGAUCCGUGCCGAUGGCCUUGGCAUUGACGAAGACUCUCGUACCCGCGGGGAUCUCGUAGCCGCCUACGGCGCAGGCCUCGGUGGUCUCGCGACGCAGCAGAAGCGGAGCCGGGGGGUGCAGUCUCAGGGACUCGUUGAUGACCCGCUUCAAGAAGGGGAGGUCGUGGAGGUCGGUUUCGUCCACCGUACCCUUCUUCCCCACCGCAUCUCGCACUUCUUUCUGCGCUCGAGCCAUCACUCUCGGGUUCCUCAGCAGCUCCGUCAUCGUCCAUAUGAUGGUCGCCGCAGACGUUUCGGUGCCGGCGGUAAAUAUGUCCUACCAAACGAAAAUUUUGUUUUCUCCGUCAUUCUCGAUGUGUGUGUGUGUGUGUGUGUGUGAGAGAGAGAGAGAGAGAGAGAGAGAGAUCGCGUUCAUGAAUGGAGAGGAAAGAAACGGUACCGUGAGAAGACCCUUGAUGUGAUCCAUACGGCCGAAGGUGUUCCUCUGCGUUGGAUCCUCUCGCAGCCGAAGCAGUACCUGCACCAAGUCUCAGUGCUCCGAUGUGCAGUCUCCUCUGAGGUGCUCCUCGAUCACUUGGCUGUAGAUAUCAUCCAACUCCCCGAACACCCUCUCCACCCUUGCCCGAAGCCCGUCCAACCCAUGAAUCCACCGCAACCACGGGAAGAUGUCCCCGGCGCAGAAACCCCCCAGCACGCUCUGCAUCUCCUCCAGCACCCGAUGCAGCCUCCCGCUCCCGGCGGCUUCGAACCUGUCGCCGAACGCCGCUCGUCACGUGACGGCGUUCGUUACCGACAGCACCAUCUUGCUCAGAUCGAUAGGGGACGACGACGAAGAGGGAGCGAGCCGCCGGAUCGAGGCAACCAGAGAUGCCACCUCCCGCUCCCUGACGCCGCGGAAGGAUCGUACCCGCUUGGCGCUAAGCAGCUCCACCAUGCACACCUUGCGCGCCUGCCGCCAGUACUCCCCGUGCGGCGCGAACGCCACGUCCCGGAGGCCGUAGGACAGCCUUUCCGCCGCGUACAGCGCCGGCCUGCCGGCGAAGGCGAGGUCGUGGGCCCUGAAGGCCUCCCGGGCGACGUGGGCGGAGGAGAUGACCACGGUGGGGAUGGAGGCGAGCUGGAGGAACAUGAGCGGGCCGUGGCGCUCGGCAAGCGCGCGGAGGGUGAGGUGAGGAUUUGCCCCGACCUGGUGGAGGUUGCCGACGACGGGAAGCCUCCACGGCCCCGGCGGCAGCCUCGAUCUCUUCCUCCUUCCUUGCUUUAUGAGGAAGAAUAGGAGAGGAAGGGAGAGAAGAAGGCAUAAGAUUACGGCCACCAUUCUAGUCCUUGUUGCAGCAAAUUCUGGUGUGAGAUGAAGGGCUGAUUCCCAAGUUUCAAAGACGAGGAAGCAAAAGCUAGCCGGCAGAGCUCGCGAGGAAGUACGCUCGCAGCGCAAGAGCUAAGAAAAAGAAGUAGCUCCUGACACGUGUUACCUGGUUGUUACCUGGUUGUCUACUACUUGACAUGUAAUUAGUGGUCAAUGGGGUUACGUCGCCACUGCUAUUCAAUCAUCCAUCUACUUGUAAGGGAGGAAGUAAGCAUGCAGCGUACAGAGCCAAUGAUAAGAAGUCGUUCCUUA